GAAUUGAAAUUGGAGAGUUAAAAGAGGACAAAGGGUAGACCACCCCAUACCGUCGAUCUGAUCGAAGUCAUUUUUCAUCUCAUUUUCAUUUUCACACUACUGCUUACCCAUACACCUCCAUGUUCCUCUAGCUAAAACAAUUAGCCUCUUAAAUUUUCUGAAAUGCUUAACUGCAUUUAAUGCUCAUUCUCUAUAUCUCUAUCCUCUCAAUCCUUACAUAUACCACCACCAGUACUACUAGCGUUCUACAAACACCUUCUAUCCCCCAUCAAGAUUUAAUCAAAAAGUGCUAUAUAGUUUCAGUUCAAUCGAUCGAUCUUCAUAUAUAUGUCGACCUGCACUACUUAUCACUGUCCUCUAUAUCUUUUUCUUCUUCUUCUAUGCCUGCUUUCUUUGCAUGCAUGUAGUGCCCGGCGUCUUGCUGGGGUUGAUGAUCCUAACAAGUCUUCGGAAAAGCUUCACUUCACCAACAAGGGUACUGAUGUUAACAUUACAGUUGUCCCGAAAGUGAAAUCUUUCUCUUCAUCAAAGCCGGUUCUUGAAGUUACAGAAGGAUCAGAAAUCACGGUGGAGACGGAACCCGAUAGCGAUGAUAGUACUAGAGAAGAAAGUCCUAAACGGUAUCACACAAAAGCUGCCUCCAAUGUGAAGAAUGUCUCAUCGAGAAAAAGGAAAGGAUCAACCUCAUCAUCCUCAAGUGCUGCAGAUCAGAAGUCGAAGACGAGGUCUGAUCAGAAGGUUUCAGUUUCAUGGCGAGUGCCGCGAAACAAACGAGGGAUUCAGAAGCAACCGGGGUUUAAUCUGGACUAUUCACCCCCGAAGACACACCCUCCUUCUCAUAACUGAUCAUCAUCGGUCUAUAUUAUAUAUGAACUAUAUAUAUAGAUAUGGAUUCUGGAUCCUUUUUCUUCUUCUUAGCCUGGACUGUAUUUUUUUUCUUUUUCUGAUCGAUCCCCUCUUUUGCGAUAUUAAUGGAAAACGAAUACUACUCUUCAAUGCAUGAUCCAUCAUUGCAUGUGGAAGA
Molecule: messenger RNA, 1024 nt
Organism: Rosa chinensis
Lineage: Eukaryota; Viridiplantae; Streptophyta; Magnoliopsida; Rosales; Rosaceae
Product: root meristem growth factor 10
Exons: 2
Coding region: 328-846 (172 amino acids)
Source: RefSeq, a predicted model, not a curated record